AUGAUGACAUCCAAAGAAGUGUCUAAAUGUGACGCGGUGGAAAACAGACGGCGAAGCCCGCUAGACCACUUGCCCCCACCUGCCAACUCCAACAAGCCGCUGACUCCGUUCAGCAUCGAGGACAUCCUGAACAAGCCCUCCGUCAAACGAAGUUACACCAUCUGUGGGACCGCACACCUGAUUUCCUCGUCCGAGAAGCACCGUCCUUCAGGCAUCCCUCUGUCCAGCCGGGCGCUCCUCACCCAAACCUCCCCUCUGUGCGCGCUGGAGGAGCUGGCCAGCAAGACCUUUAAAGGACUGGAGGUUAGCGUUUUACAGGCGGCGGAAGGGAGGGACGGGAUGACCCUGUUCGGCCAGAGGAGCACGCCGAAGAAGCGGCGGAAGUCUCGGACGGCGUUCACCAAUCACCAGAUCUACGAGCUGGAGAAACGCUUCCUCUACCAGAAAUACCUGUCGCCCGCCGACAGAGACCAAAUAGCGCAGCAGCUCGGCCUCACCAACGCCCAGGUCAUCACAUGGUUUCAGAACCGGAGAGCCAAGCUAAAGAGGGAUCUGGAAGAGAUGAAGGCCGACGUGGAGUCGGCCAAGGCCGUCGGCCAGGUGCCCUUGGAGAAGCUCGCUAAACUUGCGGACCUGGAGAAAUGCGCCAGCGGGACACUCGGACACUCCCGGGCCGAGUCCCCGGCGCAGGGCGGCCAGCAGGAGCACGAACUCGCCCACAAACUGCGGCUGUCCCCCCUGUCGCCAUUUUCAGACCACACGACGAGCAAAGAGUGCUCGGAGGACGAGGACGUGGAGAUUGACGUGGAUGACUGAUUGUGCCAAGGUGCUGGGGGAGUCAACAGCGUUGCCGAAAUGACAUCGACAUCACCGCCGAGGACUUGUAACUUGUACCGCUCCUUAUUAUUGUACCAUCUCCGAAAAUAAAAUGUACCAAACUGUAAUGACUUUUGUAUUGACGGCACAAAUAGGCCUAUUCGUAUAGUAAAAGCAUGAACGAGCAAGAAAUAUGCAGUGAUAUUUUACGGUGUACUCAUUAGCAUCUUUCCUCUUGCAAACAAAGCAAUAUGAUCUAGAAAUACAUUGAUAUUUGUUUUUUACAGCGGGUCCACCACGCACGCACGCACGCACACGCACGCACGCA
Molecule: messenger RNA, 1144 nt
Organism: Lampris incognitus (smalleye Pacific opah)
Lineage: Eukaryota; Metazoa; Chordata; Actinopteri; Lampriformes; Lampridae
Gene: lbx1b
Product: ladybird homeobox 1b
Exons: 2
Coding region: 1-816 (271 amino acids)
Biological process (GO): regulation of DNA-templated transcription
Molecular function (GO): DNA-binding transcription factor activity, RNA polymerase II-specific; DNA binding
Source: RefSeq, a predicted model, not a curated record